Molecule: messenger RNA, 7701 nt
Organism: Pundamilia nyererei
Lineage: Eukaryota; Metazoa; Chordata; Actinopteri; Cichliformes; Cichlidae
Product: growth factor receptor-bound protein 10-like
Exons: 13
Coding region: 892-2184 (430 amino acids)
Biological process (GO): negative regulation of Wnt signaling pathway; negative regulation of insulin receptor signaling pathway; insulin receptor signaling pathway
Molecular function (GO): insulin receptor binding
Source: RefSeq, a predicted model, not a curated record
GGAGUUUUUCUCCAUGUCUGCAUGCUGUUGCUCCUGACGCUCUGUGUUGUUUCCAGACCACCGCGGCUGCCGUUUACUUGGCGUUUUUACGUAUUCCCGCUCUACGGGGGCCUUGGUCUGAAUUAAUUUUCCGUGAACCCCCCAGCCGCCCGCCAGCCGCCCACCACCUUCCAACCCUUCGCCCAUCACUAGGUUUUUCUCUUGUUUCAUGUAAUUUUCAACAGUUGCUCCCUGGUUGGCCGUCUGUGAAGUGCAGGGCAGCCGAAUCCCCGGCUGUGACCAGAGGAUGUUGGGACGUGGGCGUGUGAGAACACACACAAGAGCCACCUACCAUUUCUGAGAUUUAGAAGAUAAUUUUGCCUCUGUGGUUUGCUCAUAUUUGUGAGGGCAAUCUGUCCCUAUGUGUGUGUGAAUCUGCUCGUAGAGUGGUGUGAAGCAGCUGGCCUGUGGUUGUCUGUGCAGCAACACACUUGAAGAAGCCAAAAAAAAAAUACACCCGGCUUAAAUGUCGGUCUGGGCACUUUGGCUGAAAUGGUUCAAAAUGGCGCAACACUGGGAGGUACUUUGAACUCUGCCCGCUUGCUGCUCCCAGCGGUGACAUUUUUAAUGACAAUAUACAACACGUAUAAAUCCACCACACGGUUUCGCCAUCAAAGUUCAAAUGUCGGGGUGGGGGGGGCAGAUUUUUAAGCUUUUCCAAGUGCAGAUAUUCUCGUAUGUGAGGGGAAACGUCCGUUUCGCUGACGUCCGUUUGCUGCGGACAAAAAGGGCUGAACUAAACACUCAGGGACCAGCCAGCCUUUCCUGGACGUCAUCCUUCUUCUUAUUUUAAGACCUUCUUGUGUUCGAGUGACAGAAUAUUGUGAACGGGACCAACCAGAGCACCUGGUUAUGGAGAUAGUGAAGGUGUGGAGCGAGGAUGGGGCCGGCAAAGUCGUGGAGAUCCCGGCCGACAUGACGGCUCGAGAUGUGUGCCAGCUGCUGGUCUACAAGAGCCACUGCCUGGACGACAGCGCCUGGUCGCUGGUGGAGCACCACCCCAUCCUCGGCAUUGAGAGAUGUGUGGAGGACCACGAGCUGGUGGUUCAGGUUCAAGCCUCCAUGAGCGGUGACAGUAAAUUCCUCUUCAGGAAGAAUUAUGCCAAAUAUGAAUUCUUCAGGAACCCCCUGAACUUUUUUCCGGAGCAGAUGGUGGCUUUUUGUCAGGAGUCUGAUGGCUCAAUUCCUCCGUCACAGCUCUUACAGAACUUUCUGAACUCAAGCAGCUGUCCAGAGAUUCAGGGCUAUCUGCAUGUGAAAGAGCCUGGACGCAAGUCCUGGAAAAAGCUCUACAUGUUCCUGCGCCGCUCCGGCCUUUAUUACUCCACUAAAGGAACAUCCAAGGAGCCCCGGCACCUGCAGGUACUGUCAGACCUGGAGGACAGUAACGUCUUCACCGUCAUCACGGGCCGAAAACUUCACAACGCCCCCACAGACUACCAGUUCUGCAUCAAGCCCAGCAAAGUGAGGAGCGACUGCAAGGAACUGAAAAUGCUGUGUGCGGAGGACGAGCAGAGCAGGACUUGCUGGAUGACUGCCUUCAGGCUGUUCAAAUACGGAAUAGUGCUGUAUCAGAGCUACAACGUGCCCCAGCAGAGGAAGUCUAACCUCUCGCCUUUUACUGCACCUGUGCGAAGCGUAUCUGAGAAUUCCCUGGUUGCCAUGGACUUCUCCGGGCGGACCGGUCGCGUCAUCGACAACCCCAUCGAGGCCCAGAGCGCCGCCCUGGAAGAAGGGCAUACCUGGAGGAAAAGGAGUCAGCGUAUGAAUGUCUUGGGCAGUCCCAGUCCCCUGCAUCCAUCUUCUCUGAGCACAGUGAUUCACAGGACACAGGUGUGGUUUCAUGGUCGUAUCAUGAGAGAGGAAGCCCACAAAAUGAUGAUACAACAAGGCCAAGUCGAUGGGUUAUUCUUGUUGCGGGACAGUCAGAGUAAUCCCAAGGCAUUCGUGCUCACCUUGUGCCACCACCAGAAGAUCAAGCACUUCCAGAUCCUACCGUGUGAGGAGGACGGUCAGGUAUUCUUCAGCCUCGACGACGGCGCCACCAAGUUCACCGAUCUGAUUCACCUGGUGGAGUUUUACCAGCUUAACAGAGGAGUGCUGCCCUGCAAGCUCAAACACCCAUGCACCGCUGUGGCCUUGUGACACUCCUCCCCCCAAACCUUUCUUUGCACACCUCUCUCCCUGAGAUCUCCCUCCCUCCCCUUCUGUCCCCUUUACCCCUUCCCUUACCAACGCAGUGGGGGUUGAGGAGAUGGAGAAAAGUUACGUCCUGUUUUGCGGAUGUGAACAACUCUGCUAGGAGCCAGGACUGGAAGUCGAUGUCCCCCAGUGGGUAACGUUCGUCUCCACCUUACUGCUGCUUGGUUGUUUGAAUGAGAGCUGUUGGGACAGGCCAAGUGUCGAAGACUGUGGACUCCUGCGGUUGUUUUGUUAUUGGUGUUCAGACCCCAGAAAAAGACCAGCGUGAUGUGAAACCACAAGAUGGCUACAGUAUGUUUCCAGUGGGUCUCUUGGAUGGAUCCCUUCCUUUAGAGUCCCAAACCUUUCAGCCCCACCCACCCACCUUCCCCAUCCUCCAGGCCUGAUAAGCUGUGGUGCCCGCCCUGUCCUCGAUACCGAGGUGGGCGGGGAGCGCCACCUUCUGACUUCCUCAAUGAUCAUCAGGGAUGGACGGGAACCUCCCUGGGUCCCAUCAAACUUGAUCCAGGAGUUUUCUCAACCUGUGCAGUCCAGUCUGGAUAAGCUGACACCCUGCCCUCCACCCCCCGGAAACACCUUAGCGGGGCAUGACGUGGCAUCGCUGCCGUGUCCCGACCCACAGACCCCUGAUGCAACCCCAAUCCCGCCUCCACACGAGCUCAGAAAAAAGUCGGGAGAGAAACGAGAAGUCGCUGAAAGGCAAGACGAGCAGAGCAGGGGCGAGGGUUUGCUGAAAGGACAGAGGAAUGUUUAUCAGGAAGGCUGUACAAGCCUCUCUUGUAGAGUUGAUUACUUGAUGUCAUUUUAAUGCUGUUUUAUUACUGUUGAUUCAAUGAAGAACUUGUUUUGCACUCCCGAGCGGACAGACGACAGCUCUUUAGCUAAGAGAAGCUGCCUCCUCUUCCUCCUUCACUCCCCUUCUGAAAAGCACGCAUGUGAAUUUCCAUCAGCUCUGGCUGGAUUACGGUGGUGUGGGAGCACAGUCACAUCAUGCAGUGCUUUCCAGUAAGGUUUAAGAACAUCUAACUAACCUCCCCAGCCGUGUGUGUCGUACCAACAAGACCACAACAAUUAAAAAACAUGAAUGUGCUCUUGAACCAGCUGUAGGUGUCUCAAGACUUUAAGGAGGAAGAGGAAGAUUUUCAAAUAGACUCACUUUAAAGUGUGUCGAGCCCAAGCUUUCUACCAUUUCGGUCUUUUUUUUCCAAUCAAAAUGGUUAUUUUAUCUGUUGGUGAAUUUGUCUUUGAAUGUUUUCCUUUUACUAAAUAAUUUCUGAGCUCUCUGCUUGCACAUUUUUAAAAAAAUCAGCCUGAUUUGUUGUCGAUGGGUUGGAGCUGUCGUGUUCGGAUUCUGACCACUGUUCCCUCGUUGAAAGCAACAAAAGCACUCUCAAAACUUUUAUUAAAACCAUUUUAAAUAUGAAAUUUGAACAAAUUACUUGAAACGUGAACUCAGUUGUCUGUGUGUCAACAAGCAGUCAAAUGAGCUUCACUCGCCUUAAGUGAAAAUUGUGAGCCUUGUGUAUAAAAUUGAAGCUAUGUUUUAAAAAGUAAUGCACAUAGAGUAACACGUUUGGGAUUUUUUAUUCAGGGGUGGUGGAAGAACAUCAUGAGUGGGGAGAAAUGGUGGGAGAUUUGGGAAACAGUCCUUUUUUGCUUUCUUGUCAAGAAAUGUAACACACUCACAGGAUCUGUACGUUAAAUAUGAGGCUAAUGCUAGCGUGACUAGCAGUCUUGACUGUGCAGUUAGAAAGUCUGCCUAAAGCCACCUCUAAAGUCAGUAAUCAACAUGUUUUAUCAUCCUGGAAACAACAGUUUGUGAAAGUUAUCUGAUGUUUUUACUGAGCUUGGCUAGCUGGCUGUAGACUGCUAGCUAGCAUCACACAUAACUAGCUAGCUUCUCAUCUCUGCCUUCUUUUCUAACAGGAAAGCAAAAAAUAUAUUUUCCAAAAGGUCUAAAAGAUUCCUGUAAAGUAAAAAUCCAUUGGAACAAAACUUUGAAAACAUGUACUGGUGAUGCAAUCUCAGAUCUGGAUAAAAUGUCAGUCAACUCUAUAUUUAGAUAUUUCCAUUAGCUGCAUGAAGUGAGCACCAUUGCUAAACAUCAACAGGGUCGCUAAAUUACAAUCAAGCAGAAAUGGCUUCUUUCUUGAUUUCACAACCAAUCCAUCAAACAACAAAUCCACCGCUACAGAGACAUAGGAAGCUAACAUUACAGAGGGGUUUCGCUUAGUUUAGUAGUACCAGGUCAUUGUUUGAGUAAAUUAAGGGCCAGCAAGUAUUUGUUUUUGUUCUUUCAUUUUGAAAAAGUAAAAGUAUUCAAUUAUUCAAGCUUCUCAAAUAACAGGUUUAGUGAACUGAACCUCCAGUUUCAGAUUGUUGUACUAGCUGUCACCUUUGGUUCUUGAGAUUUUUUUUUCAUUCUUUAUUUUUUGUAGACACAUGACCCCUAACCAUGUGACAUUAACUUGUCGGCCAUUUUGGACAUGUGACAAAGUGAACAAGGCCCCAAUCACACAAGCCUACAGACUGGUCUGCAACCAGCUGGAAACCACUGGUCAUGAUGGGGAAAUAAGUAUUACUUGAAUGCUUGCAAGUAGUUAAUGGAGGUUGAUGGUUUUCACUCGAAAAAUAAAGUCUCAGUCACACAUGCCUUCCGGGUGGUCAGUGGCCCCUAUUUUUCCCCAAUGACCCACCUGUCAGUAUGGAAAACAUUUUGGAAACUGUAAAAAGUGCAGCAAAAAAAGGAAACAAGGAAUAUUUGUAUUUAUGUAAAAGUUGUCCUUUUUUGAAACAUGCUGGUUGUAAAUCUCAAGCACAGCUUUUACUUUGAAGAAGGAAUCCUCUCCAUCUCUGGUUUGUGUGACAAUUUACUACUGCUCAGAGAGUAAUUACAAAUAUCUUUCAGACAUACAUGACACACAGCGAUGCAAAUAUGCUAGCAACCAAAGGAGUCAUUGGGAGGUUUCCAUUAUAGCACCUACUUUGCAACUGAUUUCACCCAGCGAGAGCCACCAACCUCCUGGAAGUACUACCAACCAGUCCGUGAAUAUGUUUCCCUGACAACUAGUGGUUGUAUCGUUUCUAAUAUGAUGCCAUGUGAGAAAUCUCAGUACACCAAAAUUUGACCAAAAUCUUCUAAAUUGACUAAAUUGGAUAUUAGUGACGGUUAGUCUGUAAGUCUAGCUGCUGUGAUAGUAGAUCUCAUGGAAAACAUUUGUCACGUGACUGUGUCCAAAAUGUGUUACCAUUUUACUGUUUCGGUUUCCUUGAAUUUUUGGUUGAACGCUAGCUUUACACUAGAACAUACCACAUGUAUGUUACAGAGAACGAGUUUGCUAAUAGGUGGCUAAAUGCUAAACACAGAACCUUAACCUUAUGCCCAAUCUUAGCAUUCAUGGUUCAAAACUCAUUAAAGUGGCAUCAGUUUGUGAAUCAGUCGGUAUCAUAAGCUUUUUUCCCCCUCUACCUAGUUGGUCUACUGAAAAAAAAUGAGCUGUCAUCAACCAAUUCAUGACAUGUAAGAGAAAAUGCCAAUUGUUGAUGCUGUUGCCAGGUCUCUAAAAAUGAAUCUGUAAUAGUCAGCAUAGAGAUCAGUUCCAAAGAAUUAGAUUCACAUAGAAAUUCCUCUCAAAGUAGCUUAAACAGAUCAUGAGUUAGUUUAUUUUUGACCUUAUUUAUAGUAACAGGAAAAAGAUGCCCAAGAAAGGAGACGAGGAAUCCUUUUUGUCAUUCCUACUGUCACAUGACCAACUGAACCCGUGUGACAUAACACCUGCUUUUGUGCAGCACCCGUCCCGCCCUCACCUGCAGUUUCCAUCCAUCCUACCCCAGAUUCACAGGGUUAGAAUGAGGUCGGCAGACUCUAAGCACCGACACUGAUACACACACAGACACACAUACAAUCCACUGCCGCCACCAGCCAACUAAUCGCGUGACUUAAACGACUCACCAGCUCUGCACUCCACCAAUCAGGCCUUUCUGGUCAGUCAGGUCAGACUCUCUCCAGGGAUUGGAUAAUGCUUGAAUCCCCCGCCCCCCUCUCCCACCUGUGUCCAGCCUGUAAGCUAUAUGACCCUGUGGUAAAUGUGUGUUGGUGUGCGGAUGACCAGACUGUUAUAUUCACUCUUCAGGAAGUCUGCUGGCUAACGCGCUUGCCCUUUUAGAGGCGGUAAGAAGACAGUCUGGUAAAGUCGGGGGGGUAAGCUGCAGAUUUAGAGGAGACGGGAGUUUGACUGGAAGUUUCCCAGCAUUCCCAGUCAUCAGUUUAGGUUCUUCCCUGUCUGACAGAGGAUGAAAGCCACGUCACUAUGGGUCAGCGGGGACAAAAUCACCGUCCUCCCUCCAUUUUUUUUUUAAGUCACUGUGCUACAAUGCAAUCGUUCACAGAAGUCCAAUCAUAUGAAUAUAUACCAGUAUAAAGUCUUGUUUUCAAAGUAUGUGAAGCUAUGGAGAAGAUGUAGAUCUAACACUGUACCUAGGUCACAGAUCACUAUGUAUGGGCUGUUAUGCUUUUGCUCAUAACUCCAUGUAAAAUGAAGAAUGAUUUGUUUUUUCCUUUUUUUUAUUAUAUGAUUGUGUGUAUGACUUUAUUGUGUAUUGUCUUUGGUUUGCCACAAAAUGACGUAUACCACAGCAUAUACAGUAUUAAUUAAAUUAAACUUCUUUUUUUUUUUUUUUAAGAAAUCAAACUGGAUUUUUGGCAUGUGUCAAAUUUCUGAACUUCAGUUGUUUAUAAGCUGACAGGCUGUCGGAGUCUUCAUCUCUGCCAGGUUUCAACUCUUUCAGUAUUCCCUCUCUGUCAUUUAUACUCCAUGUUUGGAUAUUAAGCCCACACACACACACAGCAUUGUUUUUUGAUGGAGAGCGCACACGCUAAUUCUUAAGCUUUUCAUCACAAGUAGUGCAAUUAUAAGCUGUAGCUCCAGAGGAUUGUGCAUCUCAUUAUAAUGUCUAUGUUGUCUGAUUAUUUUUCUUAAAGGUGCGUAACAUUUUUUUGUAUUCUCUCGCAGCACGUGCCUCUUUCUGAAACGGUCACAGCUCCCUAGUUGCCGUCCGUCCACUCUCACACUGCGUUUCAAAUUAGCUGUGACUGUGAAAUGCAGCCUUACCGGAACUAAAUGCUAAUGUGGACGUCACACGUCAGUCCCACUGAACUUCGGUGACUUACACUAUAGGUGCAAGUGAAGCUAACUCAGUGUUUUUAUUGCUGGGUCAAAGUCAUCAUAAGUUGAAGUCAAAUAUAAAAUUCCAGGGAGGAAAAAACAAAAACAAAGGAUCAAAUGAACUGUAAUCAUUUUUUCUGACGUACACUCCUCCACUGUGCUUUGCUUCAUUCUGUCUGUGCGGCUCCUGGAUCUACAUUGUAUCCUUUUCAGGUAUUUUUUGUACAAAUAAGGGACUGAUAUAUUCUCUGUUUAUUGGAAAUUAGAAUAAAAGACAACAUUGCUAUAAACCAAA